UCCCUGGGGACGCCGGUGACAGGCUGUGCUCAAGCAGGUGGCAACUCGUCCAGCUGGGGUGGCUGGCCCUGGGCCAGAGCGCAGUGCAGGUGGCAUCUCAGUCCUGGGGGGGCUUCACUGUCACUCCUCACCCUGCCCAGCCCUCAAGCCCCAGGCUGGGGACCGCAGGGAGAGGGAAUUGGAGGGUCAGUGUUGGGUGGGUCACCACACUGGCAGCACCAGCCCGUGACUGACCCCGGUGCAUCUUCUCCCCCAUGCAGAAAUGGAAACAAACAACCAUUUUAACUUCACUGGCCUUUCCUCUGCACCCGCUGCCUCAGGACCGAAACCCACGCCUGCCUCAGGGGACCCCCCCUUCACCCACAGCUCCCCGCUCAGCUUCCCCCCGCAAGGGAAAAGUCUGAACGGGGGCAUGAAUGUCAAUGGCUUCUCUACUGUAUCACACCCCGGUACUUCAGGGACGUUCUCGCCCGGCUCCGCGCCCGCCGGGGCCCAGCCCCUCCGCGCCUACGACUGCCUGUGGGACUACUCGCCCUACGCGCCCGCCGGUGGCCUCAAGGACGGGGCCCCGCCCGCCCUCGGACAGUUCCCCCUCAACGGCGUGGCCGGAGGGUCCCGGCCGGCAUCGCCAGGACACGGCACCAACCUGCGGGCGGCUGGACAGGAGUUCUGGGGCAACGGCACGGCCGGGCCCAUGGGGCUGAACUUUGACUCGCAGGAGCUCUACGACUCCUUCCACGACCAGAGCUUCGAGCUGAUGCAGAACGGGCCCGACGGCUUCUAUGCGGCGGGUCAGUCCUCGCCCAUCCUGAGCUCGGACACGCAGCCCUUCCCACUGGCUCCGGCCGAGCCGGACCCCGGCCAGGGAGACGCUGAGGGCGCAGCCAAAGAGAUGCCCACCACCACCACCACCACCAUCGCAGAGAACGGGGGAGGGCUGGUGGGCAGCCAGGAGCUGGAGGAGGCACAGCCAGACCUGAAGAUCUGCAGCUACAACGGGGCUGCAGCCUCUGAGACGGGGUCGCUGGGGCCGGAGGGGCCCGUCCUGGCACCCAGGGAGAGCGGGUGCCUGGGGGCCGCAUCGCCCAUCGCCCCGCGGCUGGAGGACACCCACAUCCUCAGCGAGGACCCUCUGGAGCCCUUCGAGUCGCUGGCCAGAGACCCCGGCACUGGCGACCUGUACGCGAUGGACGACUCGCAGCUGGUGAGCGACAAGUCCUCCUUGGAGGAGCCCCCCGACCUGGCCGCCAGCCCCGCGCUCCACGCUGGCCCUUUCAGCCUGCUGCCCGCCAGCCCCUCGCCCGCCCCGCUGCUCGAUGGCCCCGGCUCGCCCCCCGCCCUGCACGGUACGUGCGGCCCCGGGAUGCUCCGGUGUCCCCCACACGGGGGGAAGGGCGGGGGUCACCCCACCGUCCUCGUUCCCCACGAGGGAUGGACCGUGUGCCAGCGCCGGGAGCCCCCCGGCCGUGUCCGUGGCAUCACCGAGGCCCCCGGGCAGCGCAGGGAGGGGACGCGCAGCCCCCGUGACGUGUCCGGUGACGUCCCUGACCUUGGCUCCUCAGGCGACAACGCCGAGCUCAACAGCGGCGACCACGCGGGGCUGCGGGAGUCGGCGUCCCUGGAGCUCGACCCUCCGCUGGAGCCGGAGUCUCCGACUUCGGCCGCGCCAGAAGGAGAGAGCGAGGAGCCCGCCCAGCUGAGUGCCUCGGGGGCAGGUGAUGCCCCUCGCCGCCGCAUCGCCACGCAGGAGGAGGUGCGCUUCCCGCUGCAGCACGGGUGGAGGCGGGAGGUUCGGAUCAAGAAGGGGAACCAUCGCUGGCAGGGCGAGACCUGGUACUACGGCCCGUGCGGGAAGAGGAUGAAGCAGUUCCCGGAGGUGAUCAAGUACCUGAGCAGGAACAUGGUGCAGGAUGUCCGGCGUGAGCACUUCAGCUUCAGCCCCCGCAUGCCCGUGGGAGAUUUCUACGAGGAGCGGGACACGCCUGAGGGCGUGCAGUGGGUGAAGCUGAGCCCCGAGGAGAUCCCCGGGCGCAUCCAGGCCAUCACGGGCAAGCGUGGCCGGCCCCGCAACGCCGAGAAGGCCAAGCCCAAAGAGCCCCCGGCUGCCAAACGGGGCCGGGGCCGCCCGCCCAAGGUCAGGAUGGUGGAUUUGCUGAGCAAGACGGAUGCGCGGCUGCUGAAGAGGCUGGAAGCACAAGAGGUGCUCAGCGAGGAGGACAAGUUGAAAAUGAGCAAGAUCAAGAAGAAAAUGAGGCGGAAGGUGCGGGCAUGGGGCUCGGGGGCUGCUCAGGUUUGGGCGGGGGUUUCCCUGGUGCAGGGGGUCCCUGAGUGGGUCUUGUCCUCCCCUCAGGCCAAGAACAAGCAGAAGCAGGAGGCCAAAGCCCCCAGGGCCAAGGAGGCCAAGAAAAAAUCCAAGGCCAAAGAGAAGAAGGGGAAGCCCGAGAAGGGCAAGGACAAGGCCCGGCCCAAGGAGAAGAAGGGCAACAAGGGGGCUCGGAAGGCGGACAAAGGGCUGCUGGCCCAGCGGCGCCUGGAGGAGAGGAAGCGGCAGCAGCUCAUCCUGGAGGAGAUGAAGAAGCCCACGGAGGACAUGUGCCUGGGGGACCACCAGCCCCUUCCAGCCUUCUCCCGCAUCCCGGGGCUCGUCCUGCCCAGCCGCGCCUUCUCCGACUGCCUGACGGUGGUGGAGUUCCUGCAGAGCUACGGGAAGGUGCUGGGGCUGGAGCCAGCCCGGGACGUGCCCACGCUGGGAGCGCUGCAGGAGGGGCUGCUGGGGGUGGCCCCUGGUGCUGGGCAGCUCCAGGACCUGCUGGUGAGGCUGCUGCAGGCAGCGCUCUGCGACCCCGGCCUGCCGCCCUACUGCCAGUCCCUGAAGAUCCUGGGGGAGAAAGUGUCGGAGAUCAGCCUGAACCGUGACACGGUGUCCGAGGUCCUGCGCUGCUUCCUGACGGCGCACGGCGCGGGCGCGGAGCUGUGCGAGGGGCUGCGCACAAAACCCUUCCAGGCGCUGCCCCCCGAGCGCAAAGCCGCCAUCCUGGUCUUCCUGGUCAACGAGCUCAACAGCAGCGCCCUCAUCAUCAGUGAGAUCGACAGGACCCUGGAGAACAUGUCCAACUACAGGAAGAACAAGUGGAUCAUCGAGGGCCGACUCCGCAGGCUGAAGGUGGCCCUGGCCAAGAAAACGGGCCGUCCUGAGUCGGAGUUCACGGGGCUGGAGGACGGCCGGCGCCGGCGCAGCUCCCGCCUCACCGAGGACGUGGGGCUGGAGAUGGAGGAGGAGGAGGAGACCCGGGGACGGAAAUACCGCCGGGAGGAGGAGGCUGACACGUCUGCGUCCAGCAUCCCGGAGCUGGAGCGGCAGAUCGAGAAGCUGGCCAAGAGGCAGAUGUUCUUCCGCAAGAAGCUGCUCCAUUCCUCCCAGACCCUGCGUGCAGCCUCCCUGGGCCAGGACCGGUUCCGGAGGCGCUACUGGGUCCUGCCCCACCUGGGCGGAAUCUUCGUGGAGGGCGCGGAGGCAGCUGAACCGGUGGCUCAGGAGCCCCCAGAGGAGAAGGUGUCCCCACACGUGUCCCCGGUGAAGGAGGAGCCGGCGGCCGUGCCCAUCGCCAGCCGGACGAGCUGCCCGGCCUCGGCCUCGCGUGCCCGCGGGAGGCCCCGCAAGAGCAAAGAGGAGCUGGCACAGCACUGCGGACCCUGCCCCACCCCGGUCAACGGGGUCCUGGAGGAGCCAGAGACCCUGGGGCAGAGCCAGCACGACCUCAGCCAGUCGGCCUUCCUGUCCUGGCUGAGCCAGACUCAGUCAUCUCUGCUCAAGGACUCUGUCCUCACCCCGGCCAGCAGCCCCGGCAAGGGGGACACGGGGCUCCCGCCGCCCGAGGCUCCCUCGGACCCCAUGGAGGAGGAAGAGGAGGAGGAGGAGGAGGAGGAGGAGGAGAGAGCCCCGGAGGCUGUGGCAAAGCGGGGGCCUUGGUUCAACCUGCUGCCCCGCACGCCCUGCGAUGACCGAGCCCCCCUCGCUACCUCCUCGGCCGAGCCCUCGCCGCGAGCCCCCGCAGCCCCCCGCAGCCAGAGCCGGGGGGAGCCCCCCAAGGGCCCGGCACGGCAGCUGAACGGCCUCCCCACAGACGACCCCACGGCUCCCCUGCUCGCCUCCACGCCGGUGCAUGCCGGCCCCAGGGCCCACGGUGCCUGCCCCCGCAGCCAGGGCAGCCUGGAAAAGCUCCAGGACGUGCCAGGACAACCCAAACGCCGAGGGAGACCCCCCACCAAAUUCUUCAAGCAGAUGGAGCAGAAAUACCUGACGCAGCUGACGGAGCAGCCGGUGCCCAGCGAGAUGCAGAGCGGGUGGUGGUGGCUGCGGGACCCCGAGGAGCUGGAGGCCGUGGCGAGGGCGCUGCACCCGCGGGGCAUCCGGGAGAAGGCGCUGCACAAGCACCUCACCAAGCACAAGGAGUUCCUGCGCGAGGUUUGCCUCCGGAGCACCACCGACCCCAUCUUCCACCCCGCUGCCGCGGUGUCUCAGGAAGCCCUGGCUCAGUGGUCAGUGCCCGACAGAGCCUACGAGACCGACCUGGGCGUCCUGCGGUGGGUGGAGGAGCUGGAGCAGCGCGUCCUCAUGGCCGACCUGCAGAUCCGGGGCUGGACGUGCCCCAGCCCGGACUCGACACGGGAGGAUCUGCGGUACUGCGAGCACAAGGUGGAGCCUCUGGAGGACAUCACGGUGCGGAGCCGGCGGGACGGGGCCCCGCUGCGCCGGGAGCUCACCAACCCCCUGGACCUGGCCGUGCUCCGGCUCGCUGCCCUGGAGCAGAACCUGGAGCGCCGCUACCUGAAGGAGCCGCUGUGGCCUCUGCACGAGGUGGUGGUGGAGAAAGCGGUGCUGAGCGGCCCCGAGGAGCUGAGCCUGGGCCCCACUGAGAUCUCCUACGAGAUCACGCCGCGGGUGCGGACGUGGCGGCAGACGCUGGAGCGCUGCCGCAGCGCGGCCCAGGUGUCCCUGUGCAUCUUCCAGCUGGAGAAAUCCAUCGCCUGGGAGAAAUCCGUCAACAGAGUGACCUGCCUGGUGUGCCGGCGAGGGGACGACGACGAGCACCUGCUGCUGUGCGACGGCUGCGACCGCGGCUGCCACCUCUACUGCCACCGGCCCCGCAUGACCGAGGUGCCCGAGGGCGACUGGUUCUGCUCCGUCUGCGUGGCCCGGGCAGGACAAUACCGGGACCCCAUCUCUCCCCGGCGGGGCAAGAAGCGGAAACGGGGCCGCGGGGUCUCGGGGAGCCCCGGCCAGGAGGAGCCGAGCCCGCGGCGCCGCCCGGCCCCGCGCCGCCGGGAGGGGCUGCCCGUGUCCCCCCGGUACUCGGGGGAGGCUCUGGCCCCUCCCCGCCGGAGGAGCUCGGCCCUGCGGGGCCAGCCCAGCGACCUGACCUUCUGCGAGAUCAUCCUGAUGGAGAUGGAGUCGCACGAGGACGCGUGGCCCUUCCUGGAGCCCGUGAACCCCCGGCUGGUCCCCGGCUACCGCAAGAUCAUCAAGAACCCCAUGGACUUCGCCACCAUGCGCACCAGGCUGCUGCGGGGCGGGUGA
This is a messenger RNA of Sturnus vulgaris (Common starling), 5578 nucleotides long. The record is from RefSeq and is a predicted model, not a curated record. Lineage: Eukaryota; Metazoa; Chordata; Aves; Passeriformes; Sturnidae.